This is a messenger RNA of Xenopus laevis (African clawed frog), 3958 nucleotides long. RefSeq names its product TBC1 domain family member 17 L homeolog (gene tbc1d17.L). The coding region runs from base 431 to 2395 and encodes 654 amino acids. The transcript has 18 exons. The record is from RefSeq and is a predicted model, not a curated record. Gene Ontology annotation, molecular function: GTPase activator activity. Gene Ontology annotation, cellular component: cytoplasm. NCBI's taxonomy places the organism in Eukaryota, Metazoa, Chordata, Amphibia, Anura, Pipidae.
CGACUGGGUUUCCUUCUCAUUUAAAAAAACACACCAUUACUGCACUCACUUGUGCUUAUAUUUCACGUGCCUACUGUGGAGCAGCAAGGAAAGCUCCUACCUGCAGACUGAGGGCACAUACAGCAGCUGAAAGACAAGUACUUCUCUAUGCGUUUGAUACUGGAUAGAGUGGUAUACAGACAUCAUCAAACCUCUCCCUCGGCUGGACACAGAGUAAUGUAAAGAGACACAUGUAAAACGACACCCCUCCCAUUUUAGUCGCAUGACUGUGACGUUAUCGCCUCCCCCAAUGGCCAGCUGUCAAACGAGCGGAAGUGACGCAAAUGCGGAAGUUUUGAUGUGUCUGAUCAUGGAGUCAGAUGGUUACAAGGAGCCGGAUGCGUGACAGAUUAGAGGGAAGCGACAGCAGGGGGCGCUGGAGAGUCUUGAAAUGGUCAGACCUCUGGGUCUUUUAUUGUUCCAUAAAUAUCAGCUGGCAUUUGAAAAACAUGGCGUCUUCCUUCACACCAGUACAAAGAGACAGAAUGAUCAGGGCGUGAUCCGCAUAAUUGAAAAACCAUCUGAUGUGAUCUUGCAGUGGAUUCCUGUGGAAGAAGAUGAAGAUGCAGCACAGAUUCAUUAUAAAAAAGAAUCUCCAGGAAGCGCCGAUUGCCGGACUGAAGAAGAACUGUUUGACCCUGGGUAUGAUCCAGAUUGGGCUGUUAUCAGUACUGUGGGAACUAAAGGACGCCCUCAAGAAGAGACACCAAAAGCCCCAAAGUCUGGGCACCGUGGGAAGUGGGCCUUUACCAUCAGCUUAUCAGAUUUGAAGUCCAUCCAGAAAAGCAAGCCUGGUUUGGGCUGGUCCUACCUCAUAUUUAUUACAAAAGAUGGCGUUUCCCAUCAGGCCUUGCAUUUUCAUCAGGGUGGAACAAAGGCUCUUCUCAAAGCCCUGCGCAAAUACAUCAUAUUAGCUAACUCUCCAAAAGAUUCCCGUCUGUAUUUGGUCUACCCACACAACUCCCAUGCUCUCUCCCAUUCCUUUGAUGAACUUCAGAUGUUUGAUGAUGGUUCUUCAGACUUAUUUUCUAGGUUUUUUGGGGAUCCUUACACUGCAACAUUUGGGGGAUUUUCGAAAGUCACAAACUUUUUCCGUGGCGCCCUUCGGCCCCAGGAUGGACCUCACCAGCGGCCUUUGUCAGAGCUGGCCGUUGGAUUGGAAGAUGAGCCAGGGUUCGAGGUGAUCACUUGCCAAGUUGAACUGGGAGAGCGUCCAGUUGUGCUUCGCCAGGAACCUGUAAGUGAACAAGAAUGGGAGUCCUAUUUCGAUCUGGAGGGUCGUGUGAUAGAGGUGGAAGGACUGAAAAGGAGGAUCUUCUCUGGGGGUUUGAGUCCUGGGACACGGAAAGAAGCAUGGAAGUUCCUUCUUGGCUACUACUCAUGGAACAGUACAGUGGAAGAAAGAAAGACAACAGUUCGAGAAAGAACGGAUGAAUAUUUCCGCAUGAAGCUGCAGUGGAAAUCUGUUACUGAAGAUCAGGAGAAGAGGAACACUCUGCUGAGAGGCUAUCGGAGCCUGAUAGAAAGGGACGUCAGCCGCACGGAUCGGAACAACAAGUUCUACGAAGGGAACGACAACCCAGGAUUAGGUCUUCUUAACGACGUGCUUAUGACAUACUGCAUGUACAAUUUUGAUUUGGGUUAUGUGCAGGGAAUGAGUGAUCUCCUCUCCCCCAUUCUCUUUGUCACACAAAAUGAGGUUGAUUCCUUCUGGUGCUUUGCUGGAUUCAUGGAGCUGGUGCACCAUAAUUUUGAGGAGAGCCAAGAAAGCAUGAAGAAGCAACUGGCCCAGCUGAACCUUCUCCUCCGAGUGCUGGAUCCAGCGCUCUGCGAUUUCCUGGAUUCCAAGGAGUCUGGGAGCUUGAGCUGUUGCUUCCGGUGGCUGCUUAUCUGGUACAAGCGGGAGUUUUCCUUCCAAGACAUUCUUCUACUUUGGGAGGUGCUGUGGACAGGUCUACCCUCUCUGAAUUUCCACCUUCUGAUUGGCUGUGGCAUCUUGGACUUAGAACGGAAAGCACUCAUGAACUCUGAUUAUGGCUUUAAUGAAAUCCUUAAACACAUUAACGAGCUGACCAUGAAGAUGAGUGUGGAGGACAUUCUGUGUCGGGCCGAAGCUCUGCAUCAGCAGUUGGCACAUUGUCAGGAUUUGCCCCUUAAUGUUAAAGAGCUUCUUGGUUUGGCAGAAGUCAAGAGCCCGGCCCCCAGCACGGAUACAGCGAGCCCACCUCAACCUCUCUCACCGAGCCAAGUCAACGAGUUGGAUCUUACAGACAGCGUGUCUCCAAGUCAGCCUGACAGCAGUAUUGAAAUCCUGCCCACAGAAGAUACUACAACCUCUCAAAGUCUGUCGCCUUGAUUAGCUGCCUCUAAUGUAGGACUUGGUUUUCCUGUACGGUCUCGUGCCCUAAUUUCAUACGUGGGGCCAGUCACAGACUCAUUUAAUGGUAACACAAAAAACUGUUUCAAAACUGCCCGUUUGUCUAAGAGAAUUUUAGUCCCUCCCCUUUCCUACACCCGUUAUUCCACAUGGAUAAACCAUAGAAUUAGAUCUGUUACAAAAUGGAAGGGAUCCUACCCUGCACCCCUCUAGCUGUUUCUGAACUGUUCAACACUUUCUUUUGUACACAGUGUGUUGAACAUCAAGCCCCCCCCCCCCCCCAAUCUUCCUCCUGGAAAUCCUUACUAAUUCAUUUGCUCUCAACACUAAGGCUGAUUCUUGCAUUGUAAUAAGAGUGAGGCAGAUGGGAGUAUCCAUUAACCAAUGAACAGGAGGGCAGUGUGGGAGAUGUUAUAUUUGCCACAGCAGAGACAACAGAAUAGCACCAUCUUGUGGUCAUAAAUAGAUGACACGUGUUGGAGAAUGCUUCUGCAAAGUAAUACAGCCAUUCCCACACCUAUGUAGGAAUGCAGAAAAGGAAUGCGCUAUAAUCCUCUACCUCGUAAUUUAACUUCUAACCACGGGAGAGCAGUGAAAGAUAAAUCUUAACUAGAAACUGACUAGGUGAUCUCUUUGAGGGUAAGAAGGAUUCACAUAUUGUAAUGCAAAGCCUGUGCCAAUGAAGACUUUCUUUAAGUGGGUAAAAGAACAACAUUAGGUCCUUUAAUAUGAUGAGGGACACCAAUUACAGGUAUGGGAUUUGUUAUCCAGAAAGCUCCAAAUUACGGAAACACCAUCUCCCAUAGACCCCAUUUUAUCCAAAGAAUCCAAAUUUUUCUCUGUAAUAAUAAAACCGUACCUUGUACUUGAUCCAAACUAAGAUAUAAUUAAUCCUUAUUGGAGACAAACACAGCCUAUUGGGUUUAUUUAAUGUUUACAUGAUUUUCUAGCAGGCUUAAGGUAUAAAGAUCCAAAUUACAGAAAGAUGCAUUAUCCGGGAAAACCCCCAUGUCCUAAGCAUUCUAGAGAACAGAUCCCCCUACCUGUAUUUAAAAUAAUUAGCCUUUUUAACAGGGCUUGUUUACCUUUACACAGCUUGUCUUCAUUUUUUAUUGUUUGUGUAAUUACAGCUCUUCAGUGGGAAAGUCCAGCAGCUAUUUGGUUUCCAGGGUCCAAUUUACCCUAGCAACCGGCAGUGAUUUGAAUGAGAGGCUGGAAGAUUAAUAAAAGAAGGACUGAAUAGGAAGAUAUAACAAUAUAAUUGUUGUUUCCCAGAGGAAUAGGUUUUCAGCUGCUGUGGUUAGCUUUGAGAGCUGGGAUGAGGCAGAAGUGGAAGGCUGAUAAUUAAAAAAAAAAAUAAAAAAAAUAAAAUAAAGACCAGUUGAAAGGUUGGUAUGAAUUGGACAUUCUAGAGCAUACUAAAAUGUUGCUUAAAGGUGAACCACCCCUCUAAGGAGAGACAUUUUACAUGAAUAAUUUUGCUUUGUUUCUUUUAGUUUUAUGUCUGGUUAAUUGUGAGAAUAGUGUCAUACAUCUCUAAGA